UUCGAAAAUAAAUAAACGUUUCAGAAUUAAACUUUAAAACAUUGAGACACUUUAUUGUGAUACUCAACACGUCAUGAAGAUGUUCCUGUUACAGGUGCCAUGUUGGUUCUGAUGACGUCAUAGUUUAAACGGGAACAAGAGUUUAUUAAGAUAACGUUACGGAGAGGACCAGAGUUCUCUUCUGGAUCCUCAGGACUGGAUCUGAUCUGGACCUGGUCUGGGUCCAUUCAUGAAGAGAGAGUUGAGCUUCAUGAACAACCACUUCAAUAACAGACAUUUUUACAUAUUUAAAAUUUGAUCUUCAGUGUGUUUGUGUAAAAAUACUUCACGAGUCUCAGAGGACAAGAACUUCCUUUCAUCCAUUCAUAAAGAUCAAAGAUAUAUAUAUAUACUAUGUGUAUUAAGAAUAUUAAAAUCAGAUAUUAGAGCUGCUUUAAAGGAGAACAAAUCCUCACGUCUGUGGCUCGGAACCUGGAGGCACUGAUCACCUGCCAUACACACACUCACACACAAUACACACAUACACUGACACAUAUAUAAUACACACACUCGCACACACGCAUCGUGCAGCAGCAGCAGAUCUCCGCCAGCAAACAGAAAGCGGUUCCAGAUCCGCGUUAUUUCAGGGAGAACGGAUCCUGCAUCGGGACCAUCGGAACCAGAACCGAGCCGCUGUAACCCGAGACUAGCAGGCAGGUGUGUCCGGUGUCACGGCUCGUCAGCGGGUCCGGUUCUGCUGCUGGAAGACGAAACGUGAUCCGAAUCAAGACGGAUCGAUGGCCUGAGCUCCAUCAGGAUGAUGAUGAACUCUGAGAAGAUGAAGAAGAAACCUCCAAAGGACAGUUUGACUCUGCUGCCAUGUUUCUACUUUGUGGAGCUGCCCAUCGUGGCUUCUUCUAUGGUGUCUCUGUACUUCCUGGAGCUCACCGAUGUGGUUCAGCCGGCUCAGGUUGGGUUCCGCUGCCACGACAGAGACCUCAGCAUGCCGUACGUGGACGGAGGAGACGAGCUGAUCCCUCUGCUGAUGCUGCUCAGCCUCGCCUUUGCCGGACCGGCUGCCUCGAUCAUGCUGGUUGAAGGUCUGAUCUACUGUCUACAGUCCAGACUGAAGCUCCGUCGACCUGAAGGAAGCAUCAACGCAGGAGGCUGCAACUUCAACUCCUUCCUGAGGAGGACGGUGCGCUUCGUAGGUGUGCAUGUGUUUGGUCUGUGUGCGACGGCUCUGGUCACUGACAUCAUCCAGCUGUCGACAGGUUACCAUGCUCCGUUCUUCCUCACCGUCUGUAAACCAAACUACACUCAUGUGGGCGUGUCCUGUGACAGAAACGCUUACAUCACUAAAGACAUCUGCUCGGGUCACGACCAGCACGCCAUCAUGGCUGCCAGGAAGACGUUCCCUUCCCAGCAUGCAACUCUCUCUGCCUUUGCUGCUGUUUACGUUUCUAUGUAUUUUAACUCGACCAUCUCUGACAGCACCAAGCUGCUGAAGCCUGUCUUAGUGUUUGCGUUCUCCAUCACGGCGGUGCUGACGGGUCUGACUCAGAUCACUCAGCAUCGCAGUCAUCCCAUAGACGUCUAUGUGGGCUUCCUCAUCGGAGCCUUCGUUGCCGCUUACCUGGCAUUUCACGCUGUGGCCAACUUCAAGUCCUCUGAUGACAUCACUCUGACCCCACCUCCCCCGCGGCCGAAGGAGGACCCUCUGCGAGCGCUGACUGAGCGAGGACACGAGUCCGUCUACAACAAGGGCCCCGCCUCUGCCUCGGAGAGCAACGACGAGAUAGCGGCAGCUCCGGCCCCCAUGGAUCGGCUGGAGGGACUGGGGCCCCUGCAGAGGGAGAAGUCCUCCAUGGGUAGCUUGAAGAGGGCCAGCGUGGACGUGGAGCUGCUGGCUCCUCGCAGUCCAAUGGGAAAGGAGACCAUGUUGACCUUUAGCAACACGCUGCCAAGGGCUAGCAUGAAUGUUAAUGGGGUGCUGGGGGCUAACUCGGGACCAGAGGAACAGGUGCAGCCGGUGCAGCCGGUCCAGCCGGUGCAGCGGCGUCUGAAGGCCGUGCAGGUUCCCAUGGACCCGAUGCGCUCGCAGCAGCUGGUGACAGAGUGGAAGCAGAAGUCAAUGGAGAUGAGAGGUCUGAGCAUCCGGGACGAGACGGAGCAUGAGUUCAGCGAGGAUGGAUCCGAGGUGGGCUCUGUAGGGACAGACGACGGGGGGUCUCAGGUCCCCAUAUACCAGACCGCAGUGCAUUCUGGGAGGGCAGCCUCUAGCCGUAACCCCACUCCGCCUCCAGGGGGUGCCAAAGCUGUGGCGACUCCCAGACCGCCGCAGAUUCCUGAAGCUGGACCCCCACCGGUGUCCCCAAAGAGCGCCCUGACCCGGGCUAAGUGGCUUGCCAUCAGAGAGAAGGCCAGCGGGGAGGGUUCAGGCCGUGGCUCCUCAAACCAGCCACGACUCAUGCAGGUCAUUGCCAUGUCGAAGCAGCAGGGCCUCCUCCCCUCCUCCUCAGGGGAGAAGUCCUCUGAGACCACCUCCACCUGUUCUGGCACCUCCUCCACCGCAGACUCUCCGCACUACCGCCCCCCCUCUGAGCAGCAGCGGGAGGGCUUGGGUAUCAUCACUGUGGAUGCACACGCCCCCCACCAUCCUGUCGUUCAAGCCCAACCCCCUCUUCAAGCCCCGCCCCUCGCAGGUAACGGUAACCCGUGGGAGUGGGGGGGGGCGUCCAAUGGGGGCGACCCUCGAGACACCUAUGACCUCAACAGCCUGAACCGAGGAGACUCUGCCGCCCGUGGCAGCAGUUUUCGGCCCCACCGAUCUGCCUCGCCAUGCACCGCAGUCGGCCACGAUACGACCUUAACUCACCCACAGAUGGAGACGGCAGCAGACGCUCAGCGCAGGGAGAUGGCCAUGAGACGCAAGACAGCGCUAGUUCUGUUGGAUCGAGAGAUUCGUAACCAGACUGAACAGGAGAACUAUUAUAAGAGUUUGCAGGGACGAAGGUUCAAGGAUUAGUCUCUUACCUUUUAAAAAUAAAAAGCCUUAUUUUGAAACUGGUCACCAACAGCACAGACCCUGGACAGCAGUUUGGACCGUGUUGCUAUGCAUUUCUUGGGCUUCAUGUGAUGGAAGGUUUUAGCUGUAAGAGAUGAAAGUUUCCAUCCAGAAGGGUCAGGUUUGAUGCUCGGUGGCUCAACCCUCUGGACAGUCUUCUCUCGACAUAAAAGACGUAUUUAAUGUGUUAACACUCCUGCAGUAUCAGCCUUUACUUGUCCAGUAGUUCUUUUUGAGUAAUUAUUCAAAAUGUUAAAAGCCUUUCACGGAACCCACUUUACAAACAAAAAUCCAGCAAACCUACAUGAAUAAUGAUGCUGUUGGGUGGAAGUGAUGUGAGAACCCUGGCAGUAGAGUUCUGGUCUUAUUGAAGUCUGGAUUCUGUUUCAGUUAUGGAAGUGUAAUGGAUGGAUGAAGGUCUUUGUAACCGACGGAGGAAGUGUAAUGGAUGGAUGAAGGUCUUUGUAAUGGACGGAGGAAGCGUAAUGGAUGGAUGAAGGUCUUUGUAAUGGACGGAGGAAGUGUAAUGGAUGGAUGAAGGUCUUUGUAAUGGACGGAGGGGGUGUAAUGGAUGGAUGAAGGUCUUUGUAAUGGACGGAGGAAGUGUGAUGGAUGGAGGAGGUGAUGGUCACAGUCUGCAGAUGUUCAUCUGAUGGUACAAAACAGAUUUGGUGAUAGAUUUUAAUCUCUGGAGUCAUGGUCAUGUCAUAUAAUCUGGGGUCGAUUCACAGUUUCUCCAUUUCAUUACCAAAUAAGACAGAAUUCAUUUAUGACAUUUAGUUAUUUAAUUGCAUUUUGACAAAAAAUCUGAAUGGCUUAGUUUAUGUGCAAUAUUUUGUGGUUAACAAUUUGUUGUUGUUUACAGUCAGUGUUUGAAAUAAAGCUCAAAGCUUUGAAAGUUAUAAGAUAUAUUUAGAGUGUGGCUGGGGCCUGGCCUAAUAUUAAUGUUAUAUUAAUAAUAAUAAGAAUUUAAAAACCAUAUAUCAUCUUGACUUGGCUCUGACCAUCGUCGACACCUGAGAUCGUUGUCUAUCAGAAGCACCAUAAGUCGCCCAUUCUCAUGAUUUAGGUGGUGCUGGAGCCGAGUCCAUGCAGGGAUUACAUGCAGGUGGUGGAGCGGUUGUGGAUUAUUUUGUGGGCAAAUGAAUAAGAAGAGGAAACUCUUCUCCAGUCCAUCAGUGGUCAGAACGGUCCAGGUUGUUCCCAGCUGGUGACCAAAGUUGAACUAUAUCAGUUGAUGAUAUAAUGUUACAUAACGCUUCUCCAGACUUAAGAACUUGCUCUGCUGUUCUGCUCGUGUUCGCUGUAUCCGGGUUCCUCCGAUCCGACAGCUAUCAGGACCAAAAUGUGAUGCUUGGUUCUCGUCCAGGAAGUAUUCAUGUGAUCAUGAUACGCCUCCCAAAAGUAACACAUUUAGGAGUCAAGGUUGUUACGUCAUAAUCAUCAUGUAAUAAAACAUAUUGUUUUCUUAAUCUAAAUAAUACAAAAAUAUUGUGUUUACAUUGAGGCUCCCAUCGUUUGACCUACUUGUUGUACUGACGGUUCAGUUUGAAUGAGAGUUUCUGAUUGUGAUCUAAUGGUCAGAAUAUUAAAACAGCCACAGGGGGCGCUGGUCUGUUACCUUCCACUAGAAUAGAUGGAUGCACAUAAUGUACGAAGAUGUUGUUUCAUUUAUGUUUGUAUAUAAAAACGUGGCAAAAGAUCUCAGGUCAUUAAACAAAACCUUCUUCUGCCUGAAGACCAGAACCCUUUGGUCUGGUUCACUGAUCCUGCAGAGACUUUAUCUCCUUCAUCUUUAGAGUCGAACGUCCACAGUGUUGAGCCACCGAACAGGAAGCUGGAAGGAUUCCAUGGUAACUCAUUCUGUGAAUAAUCUGCAGUUCAGAGCCGAUUUUAAGGAUUAAUUCUGGAAGCACAAACUUGCAAGAAACCUGAACAAACCUGCAGUGAUGAGAUCCUCCUGCUGCUGCACCACCAUCCAACAGUCCAGCACCCACUUCCUGUCUCAGACCCCGCCUCCUCCGAGGGGAAGGCCUGUGUCUGUUUUCUGUAGAGACGUGAUUCGCUGACGUCUCUACCGACACAUUCUCACACCAACGUGUCAAAUAACGCAGCUCUGUCAGUGAUGCUGAGCUUCAGGUGACGACGCUCGUUACAUGCAGAGUGUCUUUUCAAGAUAAACUUCAGUCUUCACAGGAAGUUCGGUUUAGGCAAUAAAAGCACAGAGUUAGUUUGAUGAGUGUGGUUGGUGUAACUAUGAGUCAUGUGACCAACUUUUACUUUUAGUUUGACAGGAAAUAAACAGCGGUUUCCUGUUUGUUUGACUUAUCCCCCCCACACACACACCCCGCUGUGUGAACUAUCUCAUACUACCCAUAAUGCUUUGGGUGUCAGACGUUGAGGUGCGCUGACCGAGCUGCGAUACUUGAAGACAAACAGACUGUGGUGGCCAUCUUGAUUGUAUAUUACCAGAGUGUUGUCGUCCCUGUUGUGAUGGCUUGGUUGCUAUAGUGAUUCUCAGCAUGUUUGUUUGUUUGUGUGCUACUCUGAUUGGUCGAGGCUGUAAGUCUGUUCAGAGUUUUUGUGUGUGAAUCUGAAAGUGUGUAUUUAUUACGGAUAAAAGUGUAAUAUUUUGAAGGAAAAGUAGUAAUAUUACAGAAUAUGUUCUUAUUCUGUUGUAGUUAACGGAUUGUUUUCUCCUCAGUGGCUCUAUAAUGAAGAACAAGAGAAAUAUUUUAUUAAAGACACUGUACAUCUCAAACUCAAUCAGUUUAUCUGUCAAUAUGUAAUAUUGAUAAGCCAAUACUGUAAAUGUGUCCGUGUGUCGUUGCAUGUGUCCACAGUUUGAUUUUAAAUCAGACGUUUGUCCUUUUUUCAGGAUUUCUCUUCAUUUCCAUCUGAAUGUAAAAACAUGAAUGUUCAUUUAACUUGAACCUUAAAAAGUAAAAAUAACUGCUGCUAUAAAAAGAGUUUAAUGUGUGAAAAUAAGCCUGAAGGAUGGAUGCUGCAUGCUCGUUAUGAUGAAAGUUCAAAAUUAAAAGUUAUUCUUGAUCAAAAAUA
Molecule: messenger RNA, 6106 nt
Organism: Anarrhichthys ocellatus (wolf-eel)
Lineage: Eukaryota; Metazoa; Chordata; Actinopteri; Perciformes; Anarhichadidae
Gene: plppr3b
Product: phospholipid phosphatase related 3b
Exons: 8
Coding region: 797-3007 (736 amino acids)
Biological process (GO): phospholipid metabolic process; signal transduction; phospholipid dephosphorylation
Cellular component (GO): plasma membrane
Molecular function (GO): phosphatidate phosphatase activity
Source: RefSeq, a predicted model, not a curated record